AGGUAGGUUGGAAGGCGCCAGGAACUGUCUCCAGGCUUGAGAAACCUAACUCCAGACCUGAUGGGUGGAAAAUGGCUAUGGCUGAGAUUCCGCCUGUGUCAGGGCACUGGAAAAGACUUUUAGCAAGUGAUGCAAUGACCCUGUUAAUUACAAAAAGCUGCGCUCAUCUCGAAGUCUUGGUUUGGGAGUGGGGAUUUUUCUAACAGCAUCAGGAGUCAGCAUCUCGAGAGAGGCAGCAGACAGCCUCUUUGGAUCAUUUCUCUUUCUUUUUGGAAAGGGCAGCAACGCUGUGCGCAGUUAUUAAAAUAUCACACUACAUAUUUUUUAAAUUUGGGAGACUGUUGACUACGGCACCAGCAACUGCUUUGCUGCGACGGCUGUGGGACAAGCAGAAGGAGUCUCCGAACACUCCUGUCUGCGUUUGCUCUAUGUGUGCGAUUUACAGAGGGAAUGGGACCUAGAAGUUUCGAGCCAACGAACAGUGGACACUGCAGACAGAGACGCAUGAUACUCACUGUCACCAUCCUGGCACUGUGGCUUCCACAUCCUGGGAAUGCACAGCAACAGUGCACCAACGGCUUUGACCUGGACCGCCAGACAGGACAGUGUUUAGAUAUUGAUGAAUGUCGGACCAUCCCUGAGGCUUGCCGUGGGGACAUGAUGUGUGUCAACCAGAAUGGCGGGUAUCUGUGCAUCCCUCGAACCAACCCAGUGUAUCGAGGGCCCUACUCCAAUCCCUACUCUACAUCCUACUCAGGCCCAUACCCAGCAGCUGCACCACCAGUGCCAGCUUCCAACUACCCCACGAUUUCCAGGCCUCUUGUCUGUCGCUUUGGGUAUCAGAUGGAUGAAGGCAACCAGUGUGUGGAUGUGGACGAGUGUGCGACAGAUUCACACCAGUGCAACCCUACCCAGAUCUGUAUCAACACGGAAGGAGGGUACACCUGCUCCUGCACUGAUGGGUACUGGCUUCUGGAAGGGCAGUGCCUAGAUAUUGAUGAAUGUCGCUAUGGUUACUGCCAGCAGCUCUGUGCGAAUGUUCCUGGAUCCUAUUCCUGUACGUGUAACCCUGGCUUCACCCUCAACGAUGAUGGAAGGUCUUGCCAAGAUGUGAACGAGUGUGAAACUGAGAACCCCUGUGUUCAGACCUGCGUCAACACCUAUGGUUCUUUCAUCUGCCGCUGUGACCCAGGAUAUGAACUGGAGGAAGAUGGCAUUCACUGCAGUGAUAUGGAUGAGUGCAGCUUCUCCGAGUUCCUCUGUCAACAUGAGUGUGUGAACCAGCCGGGCUCAUACUUCUGCUCAUGCCCUCCAGGCUACGUCUUGUUGGAAGAUAACCGAAGCUGCCAGGAUAUCAAUGAAUGUGAGCACCGGAACCACACAUGCACUCCCCUGCAGACUUGCUACAAUCUGCAAGGGGGCUUCAAAUGUAUCGACCCCAUCGUCUGCGAGGAGCCUUAUCUGCUGAUUGGGGAUAACCGCUGUAUGUGCCCUGCUGAGAAUACUGGCUGCAGGGACCAGCCAUUCACCAUCUUGUUUCGGGACAUGGAUGUGGUAUCAGGACGCUCUGUUCCUGCUGACAUCUUCCAGAUGCAAGCAACGACCCGAUACCCUGGCGCCUAUUACAUUUUCCAGAUCAAAUCUGGGAACGAGGGUCGAGAGUUCUACAUGCGGCAAACAGGGCCUAUCAGUGCCACCCUGGUGAUGACACGCCCCAUCAAAGGGCCUCGGGACAUCCAGCUGGACUUGGAGAUGAUCACCGUCAACACUGUCAUCAACUUCAGAGGCAGCUCCGUGAUCCGACUGCGGAUAUACGUGUCCCAGUAUCCGUUCUGAGCCUCGGGUUAAGGCCUCUGACACUGCCUUUUACCAGCGCCGAGGGACAGGAGGAGAGAAGAAACCAGCAAGAAUGAGAGCGAGACAGACAUUGCACCUUUCCUGCUGAACAUCUCCCUGGGGCAUCAGCCUAGCAUCCUGACCCCUACCUGUACUAUCGCAGACUGUCACUCUGAAGGACACCAUGCCCCCAGUUCCUAUGAUGCAGUUAUCCAAAAGUAUUCUCCUUGACCCCUGAUGUGAGGUUGCAAGUGACUCUCCAAGGCCUUCCAUUUAUUUCUAUUUUUUUUUUAAAAAAAGGAAAAUAGAUUAGGUUUGCUGGGGUAGGAGUCUGUGUUCAAAGACUGAGCAGCUUGUUCUUGCCUCUGCCCCUCCUUCCUCUAUCUCUUGCUGCAUUGCUGCUUUGCAAAAGUCCUCAUGAGCUCAUGGGAAAUGCUGGGUAUAGCUAUUUUGCUUCUUGCAUGUGCUGAGAAGGCUAUGGGAACACGUCACAGCAGGAUCGAAGGUUUUUAAAGAGUCUAUUUUAAAAUCACGUCUGGUAUUUUCAGCAUAAGAGAAGUUUUAGUUGUUCUUACAAUUUGUAUGAGUGUUUAACCUUUUCUCGUUCAUUUUGAGUUUUUAAAGUGAUAGAAUUCCUUCCAGAAGGCCUCAGAUACAUGUUAUGUUCAGUCUUUCUAACCUCAGCCUUCCCUGCGUCUUAGCCCAGUUUUUAUGAAGACCCCUUUAAUCAUGCUUUCUUAAGAGUUUUUACCCAACUGGGUUGGAAGACAGAGGUAUCCGGACUGAUUAAAUAUUUGAAGAAA
This is a messenger RNA of Rattus norvegicus (Norway rat), 2639 nucleotides long. It is a transcript of the gene Fbln5, whose product is annotated as fibulin 5. The record is from RefSeq and is a predicted model, not a curated record. Gene Ontology annotation, molecular function: calcium ion binding. Gene Ontology annotation, cellular component: extracellular region. Lineage: Eukaryota; Metazoa; Chordata; Mammalia; Rodentia; Muridae.